Cladophialophora psammophila CBS 110553 is the source of this 1137-nucleotide messenger RNA. Its product is annotated as pre-mRNA-splicing factor slt11. Gene Ontology annotation, cellular component: U2-type catalytic step 1 spliceosome; U2-type catalytic step 2 spliceosome; Prp19 complex. Gene Ontology annotation, molecular function: U6 snRNA binding; pre-mRNA binding. Bases 1 to 1137 code for a protein of 378 amino acids. NCBI's taxonomy places the organism in Eukaryota, Fungi, Ascomycota, Eurotiomycetes, Chaetothyriales, Herpotrichiellaceae. The transcript has a single exon. The record is from RefSeq and is a predicted model, not a curated record.
AUGGCGCCACCUCAGAUUAAACAAGAUCUGAAUCGCUCUGGCUGGGAAACAACCGAUUUCCCUUCCAGCUGCGAGAGUUGCCUGCCCGAUAACCCUUACGUCCAAAUGCUGAAAGAAGAGUAUGGAGCCGAGUGCAAGAUAUGCACGCGCCCCUUCACCGUCUUCCGCUGGAAAGCCGAUCGCACCGCCAGGACCAAGCGAACAAACAUCUGCCUCACUUGCGCUCGACUGAAAAACUGCUGCCAGUGUUGUAUGCUCGAUUUAUCUUUUGGCUUGCCUAUCACGGUCAGAGACGCUGCGCUGAAGAUGGUUGCACCGGGCCCACAGUCCAGCAUUAACCGAGAAUACUAUGCCCAAGAGCACGAGAAGGAACUAGAAGAAGGACGAGGCGCAGUCGAAGCAUAUGAGAAGACAGACGAAAAAGCGAGAGAUUUGUUACGGAGACUAGCCAACAGUGAGCCAUAUUACAAGAAGCAAAGACGAUUGGAAGCAGAGGGAUCUCAAUCUGAACAACAACCGAAAGAGCAGAGACAAAGUGGCUACGGUCCCGGGCCCAUACGCACUGCAGAUUCUAGAAAAGCCGGAAGUGCACAGCGAGGUGCUAAGACAGGGCCUGGUGGUGCCAGAGUGGUCACCGUAGCGCGACCUCCUCAACCCGAAGAUUGGCUGCCUCCAUCCGACCCAAACAUCACCUCGCUCUUUGUUACCGGUGUCGAGGACGAUCUGCCGGAGCACGCGAUUCGCACCUUCUUCACUCCUUUUGGUCAGAUCCGGUCCAUCGUCUGCUCCCACCGAGCCCAUUGCGCAUUCAUAAACUAUGCCACAAGAGACGGAGCCGAGGCUGCUGCUGCACACUGCCAGGGGAAAGCAGCCAUUCAAGGAUGCCCACUGCGAGUUCGAUGGGGUAAACCGAAGCCACUUGACAACACAGACCGGGAUCAAAAGAUGAGCUGGGCGAAAGAGGGUCGGGAGACCGCAGCUGCUAUCAAAGCUCAGCAGUCAGGUCAGAGAACUAUUACCACUAGCGAUAGCCAAGCUCAAAGUGAGGAUGCAGGCGUUGAAGGAAAUACUAGUAUCACUGUCGCGCCUCCACCGGGCCAAGGGGAUGUCACCUAUGCCAGUUUGGCCGGCGAUUGA